Messenger RNA from Danaus chrysippus (African queen), 1689 nucleotides. The record is from the annotation of a GenBank genome assembly. NCBI's taxonomy places the organism in Eukaryota, Metazoa, Arthropoda, Insecta, Lepidoptera, Nymphalidae.
AUGGCUUGUGGAUCCGAGAAUUACGAUGAUUGUGACAUUUUAUCUUUGGAAGAAAGAGAGUUUAAUGUGAAAUGGAGCAGAUUCUCUGAAUGGCUGCAUUGUAUAUGUGUGGUAACCUUCGACCUGGAGUUGGGUCAGGCAAUGGAAUGCGUUUAUCCGCCAGGAGUUAAAUUAACGGAUCAAGAAAAAUGUAAUAUUUGUUACUUAGCGUUCCCGGAUUCAAAUUCAGGUUGCAUGGGUGACACACAAUUUCACGUAAGACUGCGAACCCGUGCUCGACUAACGCCACAGCAGUUAAGUUAUAACGAAGAUAGCGUUUCUACACUUCGUGCGGACUCCACGCAUUACUGGGGCUUCGUUUAUUUUCGUCAAGUCAAAGAUACUUCGAUACCGCGUGGAUAUUUUCAGAAGAGUAUAAUUCUAUUGACACGAUUGCCAUACAUCAAUUUGUUUUACAAAGUGAUACAGUUAAUAGCACCAAGACAUUUCGAAGAUGGUGAAAGAAGUUUAGAAGCCGCUUGUCACGAUAUUAAUCGGUGGCCGCCCCUUGACGCGGGUCAUAAUUUUCUUUUACCUGUCCUAGGAACUGUUUUCCAGUCUUACAUCCCUAAUCAACAAACUGGUAAAGUUAUGAGGUCAGAUAUAAUAAAACAAAUUCAUUCACCAAAUAUUCCUCAUAUAGUGGCUUCUAUUCAAGAUGUUAAUGUAUUUGAUGCUUUGUCCAGUGUGAUUUCUCAUUUACAUUUAUUAUGGGAGUUAGUUUUGACGGCAGAGCCUAUUGUUGUAAUGGCAAGCUCUCCUACAGAAUGUUCAUCCCUAGUACAGGCACUUACAUACUUAAUCCAGCCUCUCUCAUAUUCAGCGGAAUACAGGCCAUACUUUACUAUCCAUGACAGUGAAUUCAAGGAGUUCACUAGAAAACAAUUCAAUCCGCCAUGUGUAAUACUAGGUGUUACAAAUCCAUUCUUCACAAAGACCUUACAGCAUUGGCCGCACACUAUUAAACUGAGUGACUCAAGUUCAGUUAAAACUAAAUUAAGAAAAGUUGGUAAUAUGAAGCAGUUAGAUACUGCGCCUGGCGUUUAUACUCAGUACAAACCAUUUUUAGAGAAAGACAAAGCUAUCAUUAAGAAACUUCACAAUGGUAUACGAUCUGAUCGCCCGUCAGAGGUUCAAACAGCAAUGGUAAAGAGACACCUUCUAGAACUUACUCAGAGCUUUAUGAUUCCAUUGGAAAGAUACAUGGCAUCAUUAAUGCCUCUUCAGAAGAAUAUAUCACCAUUCCGAGCAGCACCAAUUCCAAAUCCUUUCAAUCCCGAAGACUUCUUCUCUACCCUACAGCAAGCUGGACCCCAUUUGACAACAGGGAUUAAAGGAGAUUGGAUAGGCUUAUAUAGAAACUUUUUCAGAACACCAAACUUUAGCGCAUGGUUUCAUGAAAGGCAUAAGGAUCUUACAAAUAAACUACAAGCAUUACAAUUGGAGGCAUUAGCUGGAAGUGACUUGAAGGUAUGGUCGGUGGGUAAGAAAGAGGUUGAAAUCGUAGAUAUGGUGUUAAAACUGAAGGAAGUUUUGAAAAAUGAUGUUCCAGUGGCUGGAAAUACUCGUACACUAUUGUCGAGACAACUGGAGGAUCUUAAUGGUGUACUCGCUGAGGAUAUGAAGUCGUUACUAAAUGCAGCCUCGUGA